This is a messenger RNA of Symbiodinium natans, 744 nucleotides long. The record is from the annotation of a GenBank genome assembly. NCBI's taxonomy places the organism in Eukaryota, Dinophyceae, Suessiales, Symbiodiniaceae.
GUCGCCUCGCUGCGGACCUUGGUCCUUUCCAUCGCGAGCAGCAUCUGGUCGCUGAUGUGGACCGCUCUCCUUCUGAUUCUCAUUAUCUACAGCUUCGCGGUCAUCCUCACACAGUUGGUCAACGACUUCUGCCGGUACGAGACAGUGCGGAUCAUGCAGGACACCAACGCAGUGCCCAGCUGCAGGAACUUUCCGGACCUCGAGAGGUACUGGUCCAGCCUGUCGGAGAGUAUGCUCACCCUCUUCUUCUGCAUCUCCGGCGGGGUCGACUGGUCGGCUGCCAUGCUUCCUCUGGGCGAGGUCUCGGCGCUGGCGGGGGCCACGCUCGUGCUGUACAUCAUCAUCACAGUCUUCGCUGUCAUCAAUGUGGUGACAGGCGUCUUCUGCAACACCGCCAUCGAGAGCGCUGCGGCAGACAAGGACAUUGCCAUCAUGAAGCAGAUGCAGAGACAGAAGGCCCAGGUCGAGUCCUUGCGUGGGUUCUUCGAGACGAUUCAGACCGUGGAGGGGAAUGUCGGGAAUCAGGUGAGCCUGCGCGACCUCAAGGAGGCUCUGACCCGAGACAAGCUCUCCGGGUUCUUGGAGUCGAUGGGAAUCUCCACUCAGGACGUCUGGAGCCUCUUCAUGAUCAUCGACGCCGAUCGCAGCGGGCUGAUCGACCUCGAGGAGUUCGUGGCCGGAUGCAUGCAACUCCAUGGACCGGCCAAGAGCCUGCACGUGGCCAAGAUGAGCCACGACAACAAG